This is a messenger RNA of Macrosiphum euphorbiae (potato aphid), 1317 nucleotides long. The record is from the annotation of a GenBank genome assembly. Lineage: Eukaryota; Metazoa; Arthropoda; Insecta; Hemiptera; Aphididae.
AUGUUGGACGACUACGACAACAACCUCCCUCCCCUCUCCACGUCCAACCACCCACAAACAACCUCACAAAGAACCUUUGCAGAAACUACCGCAAAUGAAUCAUUUCCCAAAAAAGACCAAGCAAUAAUCUUUAACACGAUCCAAGAUAUUCCACAAAUUGAAUAUAUCAAAGCUUUCAGCCUACUUACGGCCCCUAAGAAUAUAAAAUUUGCAUCACGCGUCUCGAACAACAGGUUCUGCAUAUACUUUUCAAACAAAAUCAUCGUCGAUCAAAUCAUCGAAAAACAACCCUUCAUAACUAUAAACAAAACAGAAAUACCGUACCGCCGGCUUAUCAACCCGGCCAAACGUAUAAUAAUAUCCAAUGUCCAGCCGAUAAUCCCACACGACACAAUCGCAAAUGCAAUUAACGCUCUCUCCAUUACAAUGUUAUCGCCAAUUACGUUCAUGAAGGCCGGCUUCCCUAACGACGAUUUCAGCCAUAUAGGAAGCUUCAGGCGUCAAGUGUUUAUACACCCUGAGCACAGUGACAAAAUUCCGAGCUCUAUCCUACUACAUUUCGACCAAACCGAAUAUCGCGUAUUUCUAUCAGACGACACAGUGACAUGUUUUUCAUGUAAACAAACGGGUCACACAUCGAAUCACUGCAAAAAUGGAGUAGUAAAUACAGCCGUAUCAAUUCUAUUCAAUAAUACAAACAUCGCCACAGAUAAAAACAUCGAAACCACACACUCCUUAUAUGAUAUAAGUACCGAAGACAAACCCAAGGAAAAUACUCCCUCCUCUACCACCUCACAGAAACCAGCUGCCCAGGUAAAAAGACCGGCACCUUCAACAACCAGUUCUAGCUGCCAGGAAAACACCCCCACUGAAAAACCGCCAAACAAUUUAAUACCACCACAAGUAGAAACUACAAUUACACAGGCAACCAAAGGAACACUUGCAUCUAAAUUAAAGGAUUCUUCCAAAACACCAACCCCCCUACAAAAAAAACCAAAACGCUCAAACUCGAUCGAACAAAUAAUAAUUAAACUUGAAGAAGCAUUGCUACCUGCAAAAGUCGCCUUUGAAAAAAUACCUAACUUAAAAAUCGAUUUCAACCAACUUAAAUAUAUCAUCGAAAACUCACUUACCGAAAAAAACAUCUCCAGUAUCUUAUCGCCAUUCAACAUCUCAUCCAUGGAAAUGAUCGAGAUUAUUGAUACAGUCCGGCCGAAAGUUAAAUCUCUAUGCAUCAAGAAUAGACUCACGAGACUAGCCGAUACACUUCUCGAUAUGUCUCCCUUCACCAGCUCCACCGAUUCCACCCUAAUCUAA